CGUAUACAGCAAAUCGUAGUGGCCACUAAUAGACGAUCACCUGAAGAAAAAUCACGUCUUAUUUCCAAUAAAUUUACAUUCGGCACCUGCAUAAGUUCAAAGACAAUGAAACCAUUUCAAUGCAAGGGUGUUAGUGGCAGAAAGGUUGGCCACAAGUGCAAAUGCAAGCCAAAGUGUUCACAAAUCACGGUUAAGGAAGAAAUCACCAUCAAAGAAGAGCCGAAUGAUAUGAUUCAGUACUCACCGCCACCAUCGCCAAUUGGAACGGGUGCUACCAUCAAAUCGGAGAGCGAGAGUGACGACGAUUGUAUGCAGAACGAUGUCAAGGAUGAAAUCAAAUGUGAAGAUGAAUGUGCAAAGACGGAAUGCGAUACAGCAAAAGAUGAUGGUGGCGAAGGUGGAAUCGACGAAAAUGGUCCAGUUGACGCUAAUGCUGACAAUCCAAACCGUGAUGAUAUACCGCAUACAUCAAAUGGAAAGAAGCCAAAAGAUGCAAAGAAAGUGCGCAAGAACAAAAUAUCAAAGAAAUCAAAGGUCGCACCAAAGCUGAAGAAGCAUAAGUGUCAGGUAUGCAAUUAUUUGGCAUCGAACAAGUCAAUACUCAAAAUACACAUGCGCGUUCACAACGGCGAGAGGCCAUUUGCUCGUGAAAUCUGUGCAAAAGCUUUUAAUCAGAAGUCUAGCCUGAACCGUCAUAAGAAAAUUCAUGAUCCAAAUUUAACAUUUCGUUGUUUGAAGUGCCGAAUUGACUUCACAGAAGAAAUCGGCAAGAUUAACCACGAGACAAAAUGCAAACGGCCUCAAUACCAGUGCCACUUAUGUAAAAGCACAACUCGGAAUUUGUCACAUUUGAAGCAGCACAUGCGAAUCCAUAAUGGUGUGAGGCCAUUCAAAUGCCGUGUUUGCUUCAAAACAUUUACUAGGAAAUAUCAUCUAAAUGUACAUUUACGCAUCCAUGUCGAACAACUGCCAUUUGACUGCCAGAAAUGUGGCCAGCGGUUUGGUAACAAAAACCAGAAGAUAUUGCAUGAAGAUCGUUGCACCGGCCGCCGAUACGAUUGCUAUCUAUGUAAAUACAAAUGUUUCCAAAAAUGUGAUUUGAAAAAGCACAUGCGAUCAAACCAUACUGGUGAAAAACCAUUUUCGUGUGGUAUUUGUCAAAAGGCAUACCGUCAAAAGAACGAUCUUAAGCGACAUUUGACAACCCACAAAAGAAAGCAACCGAUUCGUUGCUCAAAAUGUUGGAAGAAGUUUGCAGAAGAAGACGGCAAGAAUGCACACGAAGAUCGAUGCAAACGACGAACCCACCAGUGCUAUUUAUGCAAAAUUGUAAAGCAAGAUUCAACACAAAUGAAAGGUCAUAUGCGUACUCACCAUACUGGCGAGAAACCAUUUCCAUGCGAACUGUGUGGAUUGCGCUUUGUAUGGCAAAAUAUUGCCAAACGUCACAUGAAAAAGGUUCAUCAAUUAAAGAAGUAAUAUUGCAUUCAAAAAGCAUUACCUCAUUUGUUUGGAAAUGGCAAACAUUAGAAAUGUUUAUAAUUCAUGGCACUAGCAUUCACUCAAAAUAAUUGAACAAAUGUAUGAAAACAUCCAACUUUC
This is a messenger RNA of Contarinia nasturtii (swede midge), 1602 nucleotides long. RefSeq names its product zinc finger protein 583-like. The transcript is spliced from 2 exons. Bases 106 to 1479 code for a protein of 457 amino acids. Gene Ontology annotation, cellular component: nucleus. The record is from RefSeq and is a predicted model, not a curated record. Lineage: Eukaryota; Metazoa; Arthropoda; Insecta; Diptera; Cecidomyiidae.